CCCCAGUCGUUCUCCGACACAUCAACAGGCUCCCGCAAUGCGUUUCAGUCGAGCUCCGGACGCCUUUCGUAACGCCACGACAUGCACCUCACGAGACGCCUCUGCGCUCCGCUGUCACAUUUUACGAGGAUGAAGUCUCUGGGUCUGUUUGCCGCUUUGACGGUGCUGGCUGCCCACAGCGCGGCGCUACGAGCCAGCGAUGUACCUGCGGUGGCGCUCAGCUCUGGAGGCUCCAUGCCCUUGGUGGGGCUGGGGACUUGGCAGGUGACAGGUGACCGGGAGCUGGAGCAGGCGUUGGACGCGGCGCUGGAGGCGGGGUACCGCCACAUCGACACUGCCACCAUUUACAACAACGAGCACCUGAUCGGCAAGGUGCUGAAGCGGUGGCUCUCGGAGGGCAAGGUGAAACGCGAGGACCUGUUCAUCUCCACCAAGUUGCCAGUGUACGCCAUGCGGGCAGCGGACGUGCCAGACCUGCUGAACCAGUCGCUGAGCAGGCUGCAGCUCGACUACGUGGACAUGUACCUCAUCCACAUGCCGUUCGGCGUGAACCGCGAGUCAUACAAUGGGGUCUCGAUCGUCGCCAUCGGGCCCAACGACACCGACCCCUCCACGGACCACCGGGCCAUCUGGGACGCCAUGGUGGCCGAGAAGGAGGCCGGCCGGGCCAGGGCCCUGGGCGUGUCCAACUUCAACGAGAGCCAGAUCGAGCGCCUCGUGAAGCACAGCGCGGUGCCGCCGGCCAACCUGCAGGUCGAGCUCCACCUGUUCCAUCAGCAGAAGCCCCUCGUCGAGUUCUGCAAGAAGAACAGCAUAACGGUGACGGCGUUCUCGCCCAUCGGCAGCCCCGGCUCCAAGUGGCUCAUCAAGCUCUCGGGGAAGGAGCUUCCCGAUCUGUUGAACGUCCCCGAGGUCCUGGAGAUCGCCAAGAAGCAUCGCAAGACCGCCGCACAGGUGCUGCUGCGACACAUCCUGCAGAAGGGCAUCGCCGUCAUUCCCAAGAGCUCCACCCCCGCUCGAGUUCGCCAGAACAUUGACAUUUUGGACUUCAGCCUCGACGACGAGGACGUCGCCAGUUUGGAUUCCCUGGACAAGGGCAUUGACGGCAAGCUGUUCAUCAUGAAAAACAUCGGCGGGUCGGUGAACCAUCCCGAGUACCCUUGGACCAAACUCCAAAACGAAGCGACCUCGUGAGAACGCACUUGGUGCGCUGGACAAGAGUGGUAUUAGGUGAUAGGUUUCGUAGGUGAUGGUUUCCCUGUAAACAGAGCAUUUAUUAAACUCAAAACCCCAGCCACUGGUUGCCCUGUAAACACAGCAUUUAUUAAACUCAAAACCCCAGCCACUGGUUGCCCUGUAAA
Messenger RNA from Thrips palmi, 1361 nucleotides. RefSeq names its product aldo-keto reductase family 1 member B7-like. The transcript is spliced from 9 exons. Bases 82 to 1194 code for a protein of 370 amino acids. Gene Ontology annotation, molecular function: aldose reductase (NADPH) activity. Gene Ontology annotation, cellular component: cytosol. Lineage: Eukaryota; Metazoa; Arthropoda; Insecta; Thysanoptera; Thripidae. The record is from RefSeq and is a predicted model, not a curated record.